CACAUAAUGCAACAAAGUGUUUGGAUAUUUAACCUUCUUUCUCUAUAAAUAAAGAGUUGGGCAAGCAGUGGAGCUCCCAAGUAAAGCUUUUUGCUACUUCUUACUUUUGAGUUAGUAAUUUAUUGCUUCAAAAUUCUGUUUCAAUGGCUCCAGCACCAAUUUUUCCUGUCAAAGUUGGUCAUAUUGAUGAUGUUCAGGAACUGAGAAAGGCCAAACCAACCACAAUUCCUGAAAGAUUUGUUAGGGACUUAACUGAGAGGCCAACAAUGGCCACAGCUUUAUCAUCAGCUACUGACAUUCCCAUUAUCAACUUCUCAAAGCUCAUCAAAGGCAACCCAGAUGAGUUUCAUAGUGAAAUCUUAAACCUCACUACUGCCUGUGAACAGUGGGGAUUCUUUCAGGUGAUCAACCAUGAGAUUGAUCUCAGUUUACUUGAAAGCAUAGAGAAGGUGGCCAAAGAUUUCUUCAUGCUGCCUUUAGAAGAGAAACAAAAAUACCCCAUGGCUCCAGGGACAGUUCAAGGAUAUGGACAAGCUUUUGUGUUUUCGGAAAACCAAAAAUUAGACUGGUGUAACAUGUUUGCUCUUGGGGUUGAGCCUCACUGCAUAAGGAACCCAAAACUGUGGCCUGCAGAACCAGCUGAGUUCAGUCAAACUCUGGAGAAUUAUUCAAGCAGAGUGAGGAAACUUUGUGAGAAUCUGUUGAAAUAUAUAGCAAUGAGCCUGGGUUUGAAAGGUGAUGUAUUUGAAAAAAUGUUUGGGGUAGCUGUGCAAGCUGUGAGAAUGAAUUACUACCCACCAUGUUCAAGACCUGACCUUGUUUUGGGUCUUAGCCCACAUUCAGAUGGAAGUGCUCUCACAGUGCUGCAACAGGGCAAGGGUAGCUCAGUAGGACUUCAAAUUCUUAAGAACAACACAUGGGUCCCUGUUCAGCCUAUUGCAAAUGCACUUGUUGUAAACAUUGGUGACACAAUGGAAGUUUUAACAAAUGGCAGAUACAAAAGUGUGGAGCACAGGGCAGUGACACACAGAGAAAAAGACCGACUCUCCAUUGCCACAUUCUACGCUCCUGAUUAUGAAACAGAGCUUGGUCCAAUGCCUGAACUGUUGGAUGAAAACAACCUAUGCAAGUAUAGAAGAUAUAACCAUGGAGAGUACAGUAAACACUAUGUAACAAACAAGUUGCAGGGCAAGAAAACCCUGGAUUUCGCCAAGAUUGAAAUUGACUAUUCUACAUAAUUAAAGAAGGCUCCACUUGCUCCCCCUCUUAUAGGGUACCCAUAAUUAGACUUUUCAUAUCAUGUAAAAAAAAAAAAAAAAAAAAGUAGUGUUAUUAAUGUUUCAACUUUCACAUGUGUUUGUGAAUAGAAUAAAGACCAAAAUCCAAGUUUCAUGUUAUGUAUUGUGCCUCUUUGAUGGACAACACUGUUUAUGAAUCAUGUAUAAUU
Pistacia vera is the source of this 1447-nucleotide messenger RNA. RefSeq names its product protein SRG1. The transcript has 4 exons. NCBI's taxonomy places the organism in Eukaryota, Viridiplantae, Streptophyta, Magnoliopsida, Sapindales, Anacardiaceae. Bases 144 to 1238 code for a protein of 364 amino acids. The record is from RefSeq and is a predicted model, not a curated record.